This is a messenger RNA of Carcharodon carcharias (great white shark), 2283 nucleotides long. RefSeq names its product guanine nucleotide binding protein-like 2 (nucleolar) (gene gnl2). Gene Ontology annotation, molecular function: GTP binding. The record is from RefSeq and is a predicted model, not a curated record. Lineage: Eukaryota; Metazoa; Chordata; Chondrichthyes; Lamniformes; Lamnidae. Gene Ontology annotation, cellular component: nucleolus. The transcript has 16 exons. Bases 93 to 2222 code for a protein of 709 amino acids.
AUGAUGACGUAAGGCUCUGGUCGCAGAUUGAGGACGCGAGGUCGCGUGGACCUUGUGGACGUUUGGGAAGCUCGAGCGGCGCCAAGGGCAAGAUGGUGAAAUCCACUUACCGGGGCCGUGGGACCGUCAACCCAUCAACAUCAAGCACCAACCCGGAUCGGCCCAAAGAUGCAGGAGGCCACAGGAGGGACCGGGCAACUAUUAAACGCCUUAAUAUGUACAGACAGAAAGAACGAAGAAACAAAGUAGGAAAGGUCAUCAAACCCCUGCAAUACCAGUCAACAGUUUCAUCUGGCACUGUAGCCCGCGUGGAGCCAAAUAUCAAGUGGUUCGCUAACACUCGGGUCAUAAAGCAGUCAUUGCUGCAAAAAUUCCAAGAUGAGAUGGGUAGUGUUGUGAAAGACCCUUAUAGGGUGGUUAUGAAGCAGACCAAACUUCCAAUGUCUCUUCUGAAUGACCGAAUCAAGCCUCAUAAUUCAAAAGUACACAUUCUGGAUACGGAAACAUUUGAAACAACCUUUGGUCCUAAGGCUCAGCGAAAGAGACCAAACCUUAAUGUUUGUGAUGUGCAGAGCCUGGUGGAAAAAGCUGAAACACUGGCAGAAGAAUAUGAUCUAGAAAAGGAUCGUGAUCUGGUUGUGGAAGAUACUGGAGUACGGGAUGAAGUUCGAGAAGAAAUCUUCAAAAAAGGGCAGUCCAAAAGAAUAUGGGGUGAGCUGUACAAGGUAAUUGAUUCUUCGGAUGUUAUAAUCCAAGUGCUGGAUGCUAGAGAUCCAAUGGGAACACGUUCACCCCAUAUAGAGGCUUACAUAAAGAAAGAAAAGCCAUGGAAGCAUUUGGUGUUUGUGUUUAACAAGUGUGACCUUGUACCUACCUGGGCAACUAAACGAUGGGUUGCAGUCCUUUCGCAUGAAUACCCAACUCUUGCCUUUCAUGCCAGCCUCACCAAUCCCUUUGGAAAAGGAGCUCUCAUCCAACUUUUGCGGCAGUUUGGGAAGCUACACAGUGACAAAAAGCAGAUCAGUGUGGGUUUCAUUGGCUAUCCUAACGUUGGCAAGAGCUCUAUUAUUAAUGCACUUCGAUCCAAGAAAGUCUGCAAUGUUGCGCCUAUUGCUGGUGAAACAAAGGUUUGGCAGUAUAUCACUCUGAUGCGACGCAUUUUCCUAAUUGAUUGCCCUGGUGUUGUCUAUCCGUCUGGUGAUACAGAGACUGAAAUUGUGUUGAAAGGAGUGGUUCAAGUGGAGAAAAUCAAAUGUCCCGAGGAUCACAUUGCUGCAGUGCUGGAAAGAGCAAAAUCAGAAUAUAUCAGCAAGACCUACAAGAUAGAUUGUUGGAGCCAUGCAGUGGAUUUCUUAGAAAAGCUGGCUUUCAGGAUGGGCAAGCUUUUGAAGGGCGGAGAACCAGACAUACAAACAGUAGCCAAAAUGGUGCUGAAUGAUUGGCAAAGAGGUCGAAUACCUUUCUUUGUGAAACCACCAAAUGCAGAAGUAAACUCACAGCUAUUGGAUACAUUAAUAGUGAACAAAGAACCUAAUCAAGUGAAGACGUCAUCAGAAGAAGUGAAUGUAGAAAGUGAACCAGAAAAAACUGAAAAACCCAAUGUGACACAACAAAUUGCACAAGUUAGACAAAACUUUGGAAAAAUCAACGUGGCACCUGAAUUUUUAGAGACAGACCUCCUACCUGUAAACAUUUCUGACAAUGAAGAGAGCUGCUCAGAGGAAGAGGAGGAAACAGAGGAUAGUGAAGAAAAAGAAUCAACUGGGGCUGAUCUGAAUAAAGUUCAGAAGAUCGACCAAGAAACUAGUACUCAAAUAGAGAACAAAUCAAAAAAACCAAAACAAGUACUCCAGGAUUUGGAUGAAAAAAUUGCUAAAUAUAAAAAGUUCUUGGAUAAAGCCAAAGCAAAGAGAUUCUCUGCUGUUAGGAUUCCCAAGGAACUUACUACAAAGUUGCUUACAAAAUCUGGUCAAAAGGCAGCUGAUCAAGAAGAGGAAUUAAAAGAAAAGGGUCACACAGUAGGAAAGAGAAAAGCUCAAGAAGAACCUGAUGAUGCACAACCUCCUGCCAAGCUGUCAUCCAAAGAGAAGCGAAGACUCAACCGGCUGCAGCACUCGAAGAAGGUCGGCGUUCGAUACUAUGAAACACACAAUGUUAAGAACAAGAAUAAAAACAAAAACAAAAGUGCAUCCAAGUCACAGAAAUUUAAAAAGAAACGAUAAUUUUGAAAUAAAAUGACUUGUUUCUUUUUGUGCAAUAAAAGUAAAAUUAUUUUUGCACAUG